AUGUGCGUCCGAACCAAGACGAGCUAUGGCUGCGGUUGUACCUUCAAGCAUACCGAGGGAUGCGGUUCCUCGAGAUGCAAAAAGAUCGAUCGAUACCACUAUAUGAAGGAGGGCGAUUGCCGGGAAUGCAAGUAUGGCGGCAGUGCUGUCACUCGCGGCCGAGAAGGCAAGGGCCGUUAUGCCAAAGAGAUGCACCGACGCUCGCCUGUUGAGAUCGGAGACCGAGGAAGUCCUUGGGCGGCGGCACCGACCUCUGCUCGCCGAGAAAAAGAGUGGCAAAGCCCAACAAGACGCAAAGCAGACUCGGCAUGGGAGGAAGAACACUCCAGUCGUAUGGAAGAACUUGAGAAGAGCGCCCAAGAGAUUAGCAUUCGUGCCGAAUCUCCUCGCCGUGUUGCAUCACCCGAGCCUAUGGAAGAUCAUUACUACUCACAAGAGUCUGAGAAUGAGCGUCAUCCUCGUCCUCUGAACCGCAAGCUCUAUGGAGAGUAUACUACGGAAGUGCGGCCGAGGGGCGAGCCUAAAGCCAACCGCCAUAACGACAGCAGUGAAAGCUUUGAGAGCAUAACACCUCUCCCGCAAAAGUCCCACACCACGCGUUCGUACAAGUUCGAUGACCCCUACGACUCUGCCUACGGCUCGCAGCCUUCGCACAAAUCUCACAGCUACAGGACCCGUCGCCCAGGCUUGUCACACAGCCAGAGCGCUGGGUUAUACGGCUAUGGUGCGAAGACAGAGCCACAUUCGUACUCGUACAGCUCGCCCACGUCGAGGACCAUGUACGAUAUCCCAGUGUCGACGAUGUACGGUGGAUACUCCAACCCUGUUGCAUCCUACGGAGUUGAGCUCCUGGGUCCGGGCCAGUCCAGACUUGUAACUCGUCGCUGGUGA
Messenger RNA from Cyphellophora europaea CBS 101466, 891 nucleotides. RefSeq lists its product as uncharacterized. The record is from RefSeq and is a predicted model, not a curated record. NCBI's taxonomy places the organism in Eukaryota, Fungi, Ascomycota, Eurotiomycetes, Chaetothyriales, Cyphellophoraceae. The coding region runs from base 1 to 891 and encodes 296 amino acids. The transcript has a single exon.